Molecule: messenger RNA, 818 nt
Organism: Aspergillus candidus
Lineage: Eukaryota; Fungi; Ascomycota; Eurotiomycetes; Eurotiales; Aspergillaceae
Exons: 1
Coding region: 185-730 (181 amino acids)
Biological process (GO): peroxisome fission
Cellular component (GO): peroxisomal membrane
Source: RefSeq, a predicted model, not a curated record
CUUCGCCGUCACCGGCUACCUCUCGCACGCCCUCUACCACCUCCUCGACUCCGCGCCCUGGAUCGCCCUCCAAGCCCGUCUCGGCCUCCUGGCCCGCCUGCGCGCCUCUCCCAACAAGACCGCGGCCACCUCCAAGCCCGCCGCCGCGGCCCCCGCCUCCCGCCUCCUCGCCCUCUCCGCCCUCAUGACCGAAACCCGCUACACCCUCCGUCUGCUCGGCCUCGUCCCGCUCUGGACCUGGGGCUCAGGCGAGCUCAAGUCACCGCACCCCGACCGCGCCAUCCACAUCCUCACCCUGCUGCAGGUCGUCUCCAACGUGCUGUACCAGGCGCUCGAGAACGCGGGCUUCCUCGCCGCCAAGGGCAUCAUCUCGAAGAAGUUCCUCGACCGCUGGGGCGGCAUCGAUAAGUGGUAUCUGUGGAGUACCCGGGCCUGGUUCGGCCAUAUCUUCUUGCAGUUUUUCGUCCUGUGGCGGCUACGGGUGCUGCGUGCGGCACGGAGAGCGGCUGCUGCUGCUGCUGGGGGUGAGAAGAAGGCGGUUGACGCGGAGAGUGAGGCGGCUGAGACGCGCGCGUGGACGAAGAGUCUGGUGAACAAUGUUUGCUGGACGCCGCUGUGUCUGCACUGGUGUGCUGAGGAGGGGCUGGGUUUCCCCGCCAGUCUGACGGGGGUGGUUAGCUUUAUGGCGGGUGCGUGGGGGGUGUUUGAUCUGUGGAAGGCGACUGCUUAGUCGGGCGGGAGGGGGUUUGAUUGAUUUGUAUAUAUUGUAUAUUUGAUAUCCUUGUUUUCUGUUUGUUUGUGGGAUAGAUGAGGUAUAC